AUGGCGGUUACAGUGACGCUGGAGCCGGCCGGCCGCUGCCGCUGGGACGAGCCCGUGCGCAUCGCCGUGCGCGGCCUGGCGCCGGGGCAGCCGGUCACGCUGCGCGCGUCCCUGCGCGACGAGAAGGGCGCGCUCUUCAGGGCCCACGCGCGCUACUGCGCCGACGCCGCCGGCCUGCUGGACCUGGAGCGCGCGCCCGCGCUGGGCGGCAGCUUCGCGGGGCUCGAGCCCAUGGGGCUCUUCUGGGCUCUGGAGCCUGAGGAGCCCUUAAUGCGGCUGGUGAAGCGGGAUGUGCAGACGCCCUUCGCCGUGGAGCUGGAGGUGCUCGACGGUCACGAACCCGAGGCCCAGCGGCUCCUGGGCCGGGCGGUGCACGAGCGCGACUUCCUGGCGCCCGGGGUGCGGCGCGAGCCGGUGCGCGCGGGCCGGGUGCGCGGCACGCUCUUCCUGCCGCCAGGCAGCAAACCCUUCCCUGGAAUCCUCGACCUGUUUGGAAGUAGUGGUGGCCUUUGUGAAUACAGGGCCAGCCUUCUGGCUGGACAUGGUUUUGCUGUGCUUGCCCUGGCUUAUUUCAGAUUCGAAGACCUCCCUGAACAUCUGAAUGAUGUGUGCCUGGAGUAUUUUGAAGAAGCUGUGGACUUCAUGCUACAGCAUCCAAAGGUGAAAGGCCCUGGUGUUGGGCUUCUUGGCUAUUCCAAAGGAGGUGACCUGUGUCUCUCAAUGGCCUCUUUCUUGAACAGCAUCACAGCCACUGUAGUUAUUAAUGCCUGUGUGGCCAACACAUUAGCUCCUCUGCAUUACAAAGAUAUGAUUAUUCCUGAGCUCAGCUAUGACCUAAAAAAAUAUACAAUCACUGAGUCAGGCUUUUUAAAUUUUGUGGAUAUUUGGGGCAACCCACUGGAGAAAACCAACCACCAAAGUCUUAUUCCAUUGGAAAAGGCCCAGGGGCCCUUCCUGUUUAUUGUUAGCAUGGAUGAUCAUAACUGGAAGAGUGAAGUCUAUGCUCAUAUAGCCUCUGAACGGUUACAAGCCCAUGGGAAAGACAGACCCCAGAUAAUCUACUAUCCAGGAACUGGCCAUUGUAUUGACCCACCUUAUUUUCCUCUUUGUAGAGCCUCUGUGCAUGCAGUUUUGGGCCAACCAGUAUUCCAUGGAGGUGAGCCAAAGGCUCACUCAAAUGCACAAGCUGAUGCCUGGCAGCAAAUUCAAACUUUCUUCCAUAAACAUCUCCAUGGUAAAAAAUCUGUCAGGCCCAGCAAAUUGUAACACUGUAAUCAUAGACCAUACAUUAAUAAAAAUCCUGGACUUUCCUGGUAGUCCAGUGGUUAAGACUCUGCAGGGCACAUGGUUUCAAUCUCUGGUCCAGGAAGGUUCCACAUGCUACAUACAGUACAACUAUGCCCACGUGCCACAACUCCUGAAGCCCAAACACUGUAGAGCCCAUGCUCUGCAACAAGAGAAAGUACCACAAAUGAGAAGCCUGUGCACCCCAACUAGACAGUAGCCCCACAACUAGAGAAAGCCUGUGUGCGGCAAUGAAGACCUCGCACAGCCAAAAAUAAGAAUAUAAAUUUAAAAUAAAUAAAACCAAC
Molecule: messenger RNA, 1592 nt
Organism: Budorcas taxicolor (takin)
Lineage: Eukaryota; Metazoa; Chordata; Mammalia; Artiodactyla; Bovidae
Product: peroxisomal succinyl-coenzyme A thioesterase-like
Exons: 3
Coding region: 1-1266 (421 amino acids)
Biological process (GO): fatty acid metabolic process; acyl-CoA metabolic process
Cellular component (GO): peroxisome
Molecular function (GO): fatty acyl-CoA hydrolase activity
Source: RefSeq, a predicted model, not a curated record